This is a messenger RNA of Physcomitrium patens, 4331 nucleotides long. RefSeq names its product cellulose synthase-like protein D3. NCBI's taxonomy places the organism in Eukaryota, Viridiplantae, Streptophyta, Bryopsida, Funariales, Funariaceae. Gene Ontology annotation, molecular function: cellulose synthase (UDP-forming) activity. The record is from RefSeq and is a predicted model, not a curated record. Gene Ontology annotation, biological process: cellulose biosynthetic process. Gene Ontology annotation, cellular component: membrane.
ACGCUUCCUUCUUGCGACCUGGAGCUUUCACACACAAUGCUGUAGUCAAGAACUUCCCCCCUUCGGCUUCGAGAAUCACUCGCACACACUACUCGUGCUUCAGCUUCUUCGUCGUCUCACCGCCUCUCCUGGUGUGGAGUUAAGGCGAUUGAGCCCGCUUCUUGGGGUCGGUUGGCAUUUCUUUCCAGGAGAGUGAGGAGCUUGAGGCGAUACGGGGACCCAUGUGGGAAUGUGGGUUUGCGAUGAGCGAGGUGUGCGUUUUUGUGGACUGUGAUAGCUGGCGAUGAGAGUUGUGAAGGUGUGACGCGUUGCGGGAAUUUGGAGCGUUUGAGUCCUGAAGCCAUGACGUCGCCGGGGUCGUCUCUUUCCAUACCCGGAGCCAGAUCGUUCCGUAACUACAGCAUUCCACGGGGGUCAAGCCCCAAGCUGGAGAGGUCGAGUUCCCCAGCCUCAUCCGGACAUACGCGACGGACUUCAAGUGGGCGCUAUCUGUCGCUGUCCCGCGACGAGAGCGAAAUGGGGGGAGAGGUAAGCUCGGAAUUUGCCUACACGGUACAAAUCCCCGCCACUCCCGACUUCCAGAGCAUGUCGGGAAGCAUGUCCGGCACAACUCCUUCCGUGAGGCCCAUGGACCCUGCUAUGGCUGGAAAAGCCGAGCAACAAUUUGUCUCCAGUACAAUCUUCACAGGCGGCUUUAACAGCGUUACUAGGGGUCAUGUGAUGGAGAAGAUGAUGGAGCUUGAAGCUCAUCACCCCCAGUUGGCGUGCGCCAGGGGAAUGUCAUGUUCUGUACAUGGCUGCGAUGGCAAAUCUCUCCGUGACGAACGCGGCGAGGAGAUGCUCCCCUGCGAGUGUGGUUUUCGUAUCUGCCGCGACUGCUAUCUGGAUGCUCUAGCGUCCCCUUCCCCCAAAUGCCCCGGCUGCAAGGACGAUUACAAAACCUGUGAUGAAUCGUCCCGCCCCACAAUCUUUCGCUCCUUAACUACCUCCUUGAGCAUGAAUCCCACUCGAAUGGAGAGACGAUUAUCCCUUUUGAAAACCAACAAUCCCGGUGGUCUUCUAAUGCACCAAAACUCCAAUGGCGACUUCGAUACCUCCAGAUGGCUGUACGAGACAAAGGGCACAUAUGGAUAUGGCAAUGCGGUCUGGCCUAAAGAUAAUGGCUACUCUAAGAAUGGCAAUUCUGGAAUGGGAGCGGCACCAGCCACCUUUGUUGACAAAUCCAAGAAGCCCCUCACUAGAAAAAUAUCCAUCUCUCCUGGAAUCCUCAGCCCGUACAGGCUUCUCGUGUUGAUUCGGAUGGUUGUGUUGGGCUUGUUUUUAACAUGGCGCGUGAAGCACAAUAAUCCCGACGCAAUGUGGCUAUGGGGAAUGUCAAUCGUGUGCGAGAUUUGGUUCGCGUUUUCCUGGAUUCUCGACCAGCUGCCAAAAUUGUGCCCCAUUAACAGGAUGACGGACCUCCAAGUUCUUAAGGAAAAGUUCGAGCUUUCAUCACCUGAGAAUCCAGACGGUCGUUCUGAUCUCCCCGGAGUAGACGUGUUCGUUUCUUCAGCCGACCCGGAGAAAGAGCCUCCGCUCACAACCGGGAACACCAUCCUUUCAAUUCUCGCUGCUGAUUACCCUCUCGAAAAGCUCUCCUGCUACUUGUCUGAUGAUGGCGGUUCAUUGCUGUCAUUUGAAGCUCUAGCCGAAGCUGCGAGUUUCUCUCGAAUCUGGGUCCCGUUUUGCCGCAAACACAAUAUCGAGCCUCGUAACCCAGAGACAUAUUUCCUCUUGAAAGGAGACCCUACAAAGAAUAAGUUGCGCCCCGACUUCGUGAAAGACCGCCGGCGAGUUAAACGGGAGUACGAUGAAUUCAAGGUGCGCAUCAACGGCCUCCCGGAUGCCAUUCGAAGGCGAUCAGAUGCUUACAAUGCACAUGAGGAGCUUCGUGCCAAACGAGUUCAGAUCGAAUCCGGGGGUGAUCCUUCGGAGCCGCUGAAAGUGCUGAAAGCCACCUGGAUGGCCGAUGGCACACACUGGCCUGGUACGUGGUCACAUUCUGGAGCUGAACACGGGCGUGGUGAUCAUGCGGGCAUUAUCCAGGUGAUGCUAGCCCCACCUACCUAUGAGCCGCUACUGGGAAGCGCCGACGAGGAGAACAUUAUCGAUACUACAGACGUCGAUAUCCGCCUCCCCAUGUUGGUAUAUGUCUCUCGAGAAAAGCGUCCCGGAUACGAUCACAAUAAGAAAGCCGGCGCUAUGAAUGCUCUCGUACGAACAAGCGCCAUCAUGUCCAACGGGCCAUUUAUCCUGAAUCUCGACUGCGAUCAUUAUAUUUACAACUCUCUUGCGUUGCGAGAGGCUAUGUGCUUCUUCAUGGACAGAGGCGGCGACCGCUUGUGUUACGUUCAGUUCCCCCAGCGGUUCGAAGGCGUUGAUCCGAAUGACAGGUAUGCCAAUCACAAUACAGUCUUCUUCGACGUCAAUAUGAGGGCGCUGGAUGGGCUCCAAGGGCCCGUGUACGUUGGCACGGGAUGCGUGUUUCGGCGCAUUGCGCUCUACGGAUUUGAUCCACCCAGGUACAAAACACGUCCAGGAUGUUGGGAAACGCUCUCUUGCUUCAAGAAGAAGAAGCAUGCUUUGAAACGGGAGGUAGAGGUACAGACCUUGAAUGGCAUUAGUGAUGACGAGGACGACGCCAUCGAGACCUUGAUGUUGCCGAAGAGGUACGGGGACUCGGCAACUUUUGCUGCGUCAAUCCCAAUUGCCCAGUUCCAAGGGCGACCUCUUCAAGACCAUGGGGUACAAAAUGGUCGGCCAGCGGGUGCCUUGACGCUUCCGCGUGAACCCCUGGACGCAACUACAGUCGCUGAGGCCAUCAAUGUCAUUUCAUGUUUCUACGAAGAUAAGACGGAGUGGGGAGGGCGUGUCGGGUGGAUUUAUGGGUCUGUGACAGAGGAUGUCGUGACUGGGUUUCGAAUGCACAACCGUGGCUGGCGUUCGAUAUACUGCGUCACGAAGCGUGAUGCCUUUCGUGGAACUGCUCCCAUCAACUUGACUGAUCGAUUGCACCAGGUAUUGCGGUGGGCGACAGGGUCUGUCGAGAUCUUCUUCUCACGCAACAAUGCGCUCCUGGCAAGCCCGCGGCUGAAAUUCUUGCAACGGAUUGCGUAUCUGAACGUUGGUAUCUAUCCAUUCACGUCCAUAUUUCUGGUCGUGUACUGCUUCCUCCCAGCCCUGUCCCUCUUCUCCGGCCAAUUCAUCGUGUACCAGCUCAACAUCACCUUCCUCGUCUACCUCCUCACCAUCACCGUUACCUUAUGCCUUCUCGCCAUUCUAGAAGUUAAGUGGUCGGGAAUCACCCUAGAGGAAUGGUGGCGCAACGAGCAAUUCUGGGUGAUUGGUGGCACCAGUGCCCAUUUAGCAGCUGUGUUCCAAGGUUUCCUGAAGGUCAUUGCCGGUGUCGAUAUCUCUUUCACGCUCACCUCAAAGUCUGGGGGGGACGAGGAAGGGGAUGAGUUCGCAGACUUAUACGUGGUGAAGUGGAGCGCUCUUAUGAUUCCCCCCAUCACCAUCAUGAUCACCAAUGCUGUGGCCAUAGCAGUGGGAACCUCUCGACAGAUCUACAGCACCAUCCCAGAGUGGAGCAAGCUCAUUGGGGGCGUCUUCUUCUCUCUGUGGGUGCUGUCUCAUCUCUACCCCUUUGCCAAAGGACUCAUGGGUCGCCGCGGUCGCACUCCGACCAUUGUUUACGUCUGGUCAGGACUCCUCUCCGUCAUCAUCUCCCUUAUGUGGGUCUAUAUCAGCCCUCCUCAAGGUUCCGCUGCUGCUGGUGGGGGCGGGUUUACUUUCCCUUGAGGUAGUAUUCUUCAGAUCAUGACUUACAAGCAUGUGUUCUCACGGAUAUCAAACAUCGACUGUGUCCAUCCUCGAUCCCACAGCGCACAUAGAGUAGCUUUCUUCAGCCACGACUCUCUUUGGCUGCUCUGCAACGAAAUCAAUAGUUGCGGAUUUGUACUUCGAGUGAUCAACAGACAUCGUCUUUUUUCAAUGAGACUACAUUGAAGAGUGUCUGUAAUUUAGGGUAUAGAAUAUUUAUAUGUAAUCUCACCCUGAACGCUGCAAUCUAUGGUGUCAAUUUAUCGUGUGUAUAGAGAAGAAAAAGAAAUGUAAGGUUAGAGAGCGCACAGUGUAGUUAACAGGAGUCAGGUGAGACCAGAAGCAUUUACAUGAUUAAGGACGGAGGGAUCAGUGUAAGCUGCUGUCUGAAGGGGUUGAUGCGAUCCUCAUGCAUCGAUCAACGCUACAUCUUCUGCGAUAAUUUAUUGAUUCUUUGGCGUCGAAGUUUA